UCGGGAGCGGCAGGAGUGCGCGUGCCGGAGAAGUUCGCUCGCGCCGCGGCUCAGGAACAAGGAACUUCGACGCUCAACUGCCCACCAAGACACACGAGCCUUUAAAUCAGCAAGUUUAUGUCGCUGUAGCACGACAAACACCUGGAAAGGCUGCGUCAGCUGAUUCCAUAUUGACCCACCACAUCCCAUCAUGCUCCUCUCCUCCAGCUUUUGACCUCUGACAGCGAUGGCGGACCGCUCGAUUGCUCCUGGUCAGACGUACAUAGAGGUGGAGUACGAUUACGAUUACAAGUCCAAAGAUCGUUUGAUCACUAUUAAACAUGGGGAAAGUUACCUGCUUGUGAAGAAGACCAACGAGGACUGGUGGCAGGUUCGUAAGGACGAGGCCAGUAAGCCAUUUUAUGUCCCAGCGCAGUAUGUACGAGAAGUGCGACGAGCACUCAUGCCCCCUCCUAAACCCCUCAAUGUACCAGGCAGAGUGGGGCCUGGACCCAACCGACCCUCUGCCCUGGAGAUCCAGCGGCCAAAUGACAACAAAAAGAGCCCGUGUCCUUCUCCCUCCAGCACUGCUUUAUUGCCGCCCAGGGAUGACCGAGGCAGUCCGGUUAGCCCAACUAGACAUUUACCUCCUGCACAAAUGAACACUUUCCCUGGCUCGCUUCCUUGCUUCAGAGCGGAGUCUCCGGGUAGCAAACUGGAUGGAGAGAGGGAUAAAGACAAAGAUUCGGAGAGGAAGGAUCGAGGUGAAAAAGCUGCAGUUCAGGAAGAGCUUGCUGAAGAAGGAGGUGAUUCGGAUAAAAACCGGAUUGACUCAGAAUCCGGGGAUGAACUCAGCAGCGGUUCCACUGAUAACCUACAGACUUUAGGUUCAGGUCAGGGCAGGCCUGACUCUCCUGUCUACACAAACCUGCAGGAGAUGAAGAUCUCCCAGUCCUUCACUCCUCCACCGCCAUCCUCCUCUCCUCUCCACACCAAUGGCGACUGGGAGACUCAUAAAGACCAGAAUGGCAGACACUUCUACUACAACCGCAGCACGCAGGAGAGGACCUGGAAACCCCCACGGGCACGGGACAGCCUUCCCAGGAAAGAGGAGAAGCACGACAUGACUGACACUGAGGUUUUGUCGUCGGAGGAAAACUGUCUGAGCAGCCAAUCAGACAGCCAGUAUGGUUCGCCCCCUAGAGGCUGGUCUGAGGAAAUGGAUGAGCAUGGCCACACUCUUUAUGUGUGUGACUAUACUAACGAGAAGUGGUUGAGACACACAGAUGAGCGAGGCCGGCUGUAUUACUACAGCGCAGAUGGCUCCAGAUCUGAAUGGGAGCUUCCUAAAAUUGGUCUCAAAUCACAGUCUAACCACACAUCUGUGAUGCCAGGAGAUUUGCACAAAACCCGUAGUCUUGACCGGAGACUACCAGAUCCCAUUCCUAUCAGCAGGACACAGAGACACAGCAUAUAUUCCCAUGAGACCAAUGACAAGUUAAAGCAGAAAUCUGUCAAGGUCCGGCGGUCCUUCCUUCCGCGCCGCAAAACCACCUUGCGCUCUCACCCUUAUUUUCCACAAGACACCAAAACUGGCUCACCCGACUCCGACUCCUCCUGCCCUUCCUCUCCCAAACCUCCCCAUUCUCCGUCAGAGAAAUGUGCCACUUUAAACAUGACUAAAAUCACUGAACAUGGAAAGAAAGUCCGGAAGAACUGGACCUCCUAUUGGACAGUUUUGCAAGGUUCAUUAUUGAUAUUUAAUAAGGGCCAAGGAGGCGGGUCUGGCUGGUUUGGAAGAGACCAGAAGAGUUCAGUGGAGUAUAGUGUGGAUCUCAAAGGAGGGUCAGUGGACUGGGCGUCUAAAGACAAAUCCAGCAAGAAACAUGUUCUAGAGCUGAAGACCCGGCAGGGCACGGAGUUACUCUUGCAGUCAGAUAGCGACGGCCUCGUGAAUGACUGGCACAAAGCUUUGACUGAAGCCAUUCACACAUAUGUGUGGGAGUCUGAUGAGGCCAUUGAAGAAGACAUGCCAGAAUCUCCUGAAAACGAGAAACAUGACAAGGAAAAAGAGCGAAAAAACUCCAAGAAGGCCAGAGAUAUUAAGAAAACUGCAAGCAUGGACAAUGCAGAACAGAAGAAGAAGACCAAACUGAUGAAGCUCCUCACUGGCAGACCUACUUUACAGGCUGUCAAAGACAAAGGCUACAUUAAAGAUCAAGUGUUUGGGUGCAGUUUGAGCAGUCUGUGUCAGAGAGAAAACUCCACUGUACCCCGCUUUGUCUGGUUGUGCAUUGAGCAAGUGGAGAAGAACGGGUUAGGAGUGGAUGGUUUGUACAGAGUCAGUGGAAAUUUGGCCAUUAUACAAAAACUGAGAUUUGCUGUUAACCACGAUGAGAAAAUCGAUUUAGGUGACAGUAAAUGGGAGGACAUUCACGUGACCACUGGAGCUCUGAAGAUGUUUUUCCGUGAGCUGCCAGAGCCUCUGUUCACCUACACGUUCUUCAAUGAUUUCAUCUCUGCUAUCAAAAUGCCAGACUAUAAGCAGAAAGUUCAGACGGUUAAGGAUCUGAUGAAGCAGUUGCCACGGCCAAACCACGACACCAUACAGGUGCUCUUCAAACACCUGAAGAAAGUGAUCCAGCAUGUGGACGAGAACCGAAUGACCACUCAGAGUGUAGCCAUUGUGUUCGGCCCGACGCUCCUCCGCCCCGAGAUAGAGACAGCAAAUAUGGCAGUGCACAUGGUCUACCAGAACCAGAUCGUUGAGCUCAUUCUUAUGGAGUAUGACACUAUAUUCGGCAGGUAGGUCACACACGCAUAGGAAACCUUUGACCAAACUCAACGGGCCAGUUGCUGCUGAAGACCCACUGACUGCCAGUGUUUUGGUACGUUUACAUGAAAGAACUGCUCGUAUUGGAAAAACCCACCAUUCUGGCUUCAACUUAAAACAGACGAGACUUUUUCUCCAACUUAUAUUGGACUAAGUUAUGGUCCCGUUUUUCUUAGUUGGAAUUAAUUUUGAUACACACCCAAAUCCAUUGGACUAAGGCCUUUACUGGAUUUGUUUGGAGCAAUGAGGAUUAAUAUAUCAACUGUCCGACUGAAAACGUGAUGCUCAUGGGAGAGAACUGAUGUUUCAUUUUCCGUUCACUUUUAGUACGACCUUUUGCAUUGCAUAUUUCCAUGAAAAUACUCUCAUACGGUAUUGAACGGCAUGUCAACCGAUUGUCUGACAUGACAGACUUUAUCCCUAACUAACGCCUUGGAUGGGUUACAUUUUCCUCUGGCCUGCUGGAAGUGACCACUGAAAUCACUGGAGUUAUUUUGUAGACCAUUUAUGGACCUUUUUUUUGGAGCUCGCAAUUUCUAAAUAUCGAUUCAGUAUCAAAGAACGUACAAGCUCUUGUAUGUAAGUCUGUAGGUGUACUUCAGACUGUGGGAGUACUGUUAUCCUGGUUUAUUACAAAGGCACUGGAAUGAAAUGUGUUAACAUUUAAGCAUGUUAAGAGGACAUUAGACCCGCUGCUUUUCCUGACCAAGAUCCAAGACAUGCAUUGGCAACCUAUUUAUCAUGAGAAUACAGUACGCUGUAGAUAAAAUACCACUUGAAGAUUUUUGUAUUAGAAGAACGUGGCAGAAAUUGUCAACACUGAGCUUUCUAUUGAUGUCCAUGUGCUUGUGAUGAGGAGUUAAAAUGCACAUGGAAGGCACCACAAUUGUGUUGAUGGUAGAGACUGGUUUAUUAAAGUUUUAAUGAGUUAUUACAGAAAAGGCUAUUUGGAAAAAGGCUGUCGAAUGUAAUUCGUCAGAUAUUCUGCUUUGUCACAGAACUUUGUCUUGAUGAAAAUAAAAAUGAUAAGACAAACCA
Danio aesculapii is the source of this 3850-nucleotide messenger RNA. RefSeq names its product Rho GTPase activating protein 12a (gene arhgap12a). Gene Ontology annotation, biological process: regulation of GTPase activity; signal transduction. Gene Ontology annotation, cellular component: cytoplasm. The transcript is spliced from 19 exons. Lineage: Eukaryota; Metazoa; Chordata; Actinopteri; Cypriniformes; Danionidae. Gene Ontology annotation, molecular function: protein binding. Bases 227 to 2788 code for a protein of 853 amino acids. The record is from RefSeq and is a predicted model, not a curated record.